Adineta steineri is the source of this 1083-nucleotide messenger RNA. Lineage: Eukaryota; Metazoa; Rotifera; Eurotatoria; Adinetida; Adinetidae. The record is from the annotation of a GenBank genome assembly.
AUGAAUAAUAGCACAUCAAAAGUUCGAGCACCUCGCCGAGGUGUUGAUCGUAGUUUAACAUAUAUUCGUCAAUAUCCAUGUGGUUGGUAUCGUAUUUGUGAUUCUACUGAUAUACCAAAACGAGGUCAAGUUAAACAUGCUUUUGCAUUCGGUCGAGAAUUAGUUAUUUUUCGAUCCGAUGAUGAAUCAAGUCAAGUUUAUGUCCUUGAUGCAUUUUGUAUACAUAUGGGUGCAAAUUUAGCUAUUGGUGGACGUGUUAUGCCAGGCACAAAUUGUAUUCAAUGUCCUUUUCAUUUAUGGGAAUUCAAUGGACAAGAUGGUCAUUGUACAAAAAUUCCUUAUUUAGAUGGAAAAAUACCUGAAAAAGCUAAAAUGCAAUCAUAUCCAUGUGUUGAACGUCAUCAAAUGGUUAUGAUUUGGUAUCAUCCAUCAAAUGAACCACCUCAUUAUGAUGCAAUUUGUAUCGAUGAAUUAUCAACUAGUCGUUUUGAAUUUCGAGGUGUUUAUCGUUAUCCAAAUAUUCAUAUGCAUUUACAAGAAUUUGCUGAAAAUGCUGCUGAUGUUCAACAUUUUCAACCAUUACAUGGUCAAAUGUUAAUACCAUGGACGGAAUGGCAUGUACCAUUUGUUAAAGUUCAUCAUCAAGCAUCAUUAGAAUUUGAUGAAAAACCAUAUCUUGCAUAUUUUUAUGAUACAGCAAUGAUACAAAUCUUUGGUAAGCAAUAUCCAUCAACAAAAGUUGAUGCAUCAAUUACAUUUCAUGGACCUGGUGGUAUAACAUUAUUUCGUUUUGAUGGAUCAUUUGGAAGAAUUUAUUUAUUUCAUACACAUACACCAACAGGUUAUACAGAAUUAGAUGUGGAAUUUUUAGCUUUUGUCGAAACAAAAAUUCCAAGAUUAUUAAAUUGGUAUGUUAUUGGAAAUUGGAUUGCACAAUGGCAAAGAGAUAUAUCUAUUUGGGAAAAUAAAGUACAUAAACGUGCACCCUUUCUUGUAAAAAAUGAUGGUCCUAUAUUGAAAAUGCGUCGAUGGUAUAAUCAAUUUUAUGUUUCGAAAGAUGAACAAGAAACAUUGGAUUGGUGA